This is a messenger RNA of Puntigrus tetrazona (Sumatra barb), 2142 nucleotides long. RefSeq names its product ankyrin repeat and MYND domain containing 2a (gene ankmy2a). The transcript has 11 exons. The record is from RefSeq and is a predicted model, not a curated record. Gene Ontology annotation, biological process: regulation of smoothened signaling pathway. The coding region runs from base 150 to 1424 and encodes 424 amino acids. Gene Ontology annotation, molecular function: protein binding. NCBI's taxonomy places the organism in Eukaryota, Metazoa, Chordata, Actinopteri, Cypriniformes, Cyprinidae.
UGUUGCAGUUGGUUCAGUCCGUUUGCCGACAGUAGCGUGUUCACCCAGAGUCUGUGUAUCAAUCACAGCACAACAGAGCUGUCUUUUUCCAUUACAGUCAACUCAUUUAUUGUUUAUUAAAACCAAAAAGAGUCGUUUAGACUAUAAUAAUGUCUGCACCAAAGAAAGGAGACUUGACCGACACGGAAAAGGAGCUUCUUCAAGUUAUUGCUGCAGGUAAUGUGCAGGAAGCCUCUAGACUCAUUGGAUCCAAAGACGUCAGGGUAAACUGUCUGGAUGAGUAUGGCAUGACCCCUCUCAUGCACGCUGCGUAUAAGGGCAAGGCAGACAUGUGCAAACUGCUGCUGCAGCAUGGAGCCGACGUCAACUGCAACGAACAUGAACAUGGAUACACCGCACUCAUGUUUGCAGGACUCUCAGGAAAGACAGAUAUCACCUGGAUGAUGUUGGAUGCUGGGGCUGAGACAGAUGCAGUGAACUCAGUCGGUAGAACAGCAGCACAGAUGGCUGCUUUUGUAGGGCAGCAUGACUGUGUGACAGUCAUCAACAACUUCUUCUCCCGGGCAAGAUUGGAUUACUACACAAAACCACAGGGGCUGGAAAAGGAACCAAAACUGCCUCCUAAACUUGCUGGACCACUGCACAAAAUUAUAAUGAGUACCAACCUUAAUCCCGUAAAGAUAGUGAUGGUGGUGAUAGAAAGCCCUCUGCUGAUGGAUGUGGAAGCACUUGAGAAGUGCCGCAAGGUUCUGGAGCUGAUCUGUGAGAAGUGCAUCAAACAGCAGGAUAUGAAUGAGGUGUUGGCCAUGAAGAUGCACUACCUCAGCUGUGUGCUGCAGAAAUGUGGCUCGUUCCUGAAAGAGCGACAGGACAAACUUGAUGGCCUAAUCAAGAGUCUUUUGAAAGGACGAGACGGUGAUGGCAUCCUGGUAUUCCAGGAGAAGUUCAUUCGGGAGUGCAUUAGGAAAUUUCCAUACUGUGAUGCCACAUUAUUGCAGCAGCUGGUCCGGAGUAUCGCUCCAGUGGAAAUUGGAAGUGACCCCACUGCUCUGUCAGUGCUCACGCAGGCCAUCACGGGUCAGGUGGGUUUCAUGGACGCAGACUUCUGCACAACCUGUGGUGAGAAAGGAGCGGAGAAAAGAUGCUCCAUCUGCAAAAUGGUGAUCUACUGUGAUCAAGCCUGUCAGAAGAUGCACUGGUUUAGCCAUAAAAAGAUCUGUAAGAUGUUACAGGAGCAGAGAGAGAAACACGAAGCAGAGUCUGCAUUACGGCUACAGAAACAGGCCAAAGCUGAGGCCGAUCAAGCGUUGGAGGAGACGACCGGCACUAUGGAGGAGCUCUCUCUCAGUCAGAGCGAGACCAGCUCCUCAGAAAACCAAACCCAAGAUGUUACCUCAGAGACCGUCUCUGUUACUGCAGACUGAAUCACGAAGAAGCAACCAUUUCAACUCCGCAAACCGUCACUCUCAUCUUCAUUGAAGACUGUCUGCGAUCCGUGAUGCCGUCCAGAGCUUCUGAAGGUUUCUUCUUAAUUCUCCUUCUGGAUUCUCUUCUGAAAGCACAUAAUGUAGGAGAAAACCACAAAAAGCAUUCCCACCAAAUUCGCAGGGAGAAUGGUCUACAAGUGACAAAAUCUAAAUGUUUUUUUUCCGUUUGAAUGUUUUAAAUAACCUUUUUACAUUAUGUUGGCCAUCUAGAUGUAUUUAUUUAUGUGGAAAUCAUGUGUUGAGCGUCUUGUGCGUGAUGCAGGUUUUGUUUUAGGACAGAUAUUAUAAUAUAUUGCGACAAGACAUUGCUACCUAUGCCUUAAUAUUUAGUUUGUUCUUCAACAAAGGAUCAAAUUAAUAUAUGGCAGCAGUUUACGUGAGUUUAUUAAUCUGUAGCAGUAUUUUUGGAGAGGCCAGAUACUGAAAUACAGUAAAAUGGUUUCGCAAAUUAAAUAAAUACAUUUUCUGUCUGCAAGUUGUAACUAAUAGAUCACAUGUUCUUUGAGGAACAUAUGUCAAAAAUUAAAUAGCACUCACAGUACAAAUAUUUCAGAAAACGCGUUAGUCGUGACCAUGUUUAUUGAGUUUGAAAUGACAACGUAUGAACUGUUUUUCAUUGAUUUAAACCACUUGGCCUUGUCAAAUGUUCCAUCGU